AUGGAUUCUGACAUGGACUAUGAGAGGCCUAAUGUCGAGACUAUCAAGUGCGUGGUGGUUGGGGACAACGCAGUUGGAAAGAACCGGCUCAUCUGUGCCCAGGCCUGUAACGCCACUCUCACACAGUACCAGUUGCUGGCCACACAUUGUGUGCCCAUUGUUUGGGUCAUAGAUCAGUACAGAGGCUGCCAGGAGGUUUUAGAAAGGUCCAGAAAUUUGGUGGAUGAUGUCAGUGUGUCCUUGCGUCUCUGGGACACCUUUGGCGACCAUCACAAGGACCGUCGGUUUGCGUAUGGCAGGUGA
Molecule: messenger RNA, 303 nt
Organism: Paramisgurnus dabryanus
Lineage: Eukaryota; Metazoa; Chordata; Actinopteri; Cypriniformes; Cobitidae
Product: rho-related BTB domain-containing protein 2-like
Source: RefSeq, a predicted model, not a curated record